Geodia barretti is the source of this 1890-nucleotide messenger RNA. The record is from the annotation of a GenBank genome assembly. NCBI's taxonomy places the organism in Eukaryota, Metazoa, Porifera, Demospongiae, Tetractinellida, Geodiidae.
AAGGAUGUGGGCGGCUGCCGUGGGAAGAUAAACAGCACAUGCAGGCUUCUUUCUACGUCAGCACGAGACUAUAUAGCAGUGGUUGUAAUUAUAGCUGAUGCUGUGCACAUAACAAAAGAGUUCUAAAGGCAAGAACAGAUAUAUACAACGAUGACAAGACUACUUUUCAUGGCAGUUGUAACUUUGCUCCCUCUUUCACAAGCACAGACAUCAGAAUGUAAUUAUAAUACUAGUCAAUCUAUGAGCGACGGAGGUAUGUCCAGUAAUGACCUGAGGGCUGACGCCACAAGAGGCCUUGCAUUAGUGCUGAGUAACUAUACAUUCAGCUGUGAUGGAAUCCUGCAGCAGUGGAGCAUUCACUGGGAAAUUAAGAACCCAGAUAGAUGCGAGAUUAUUGUCGAUUUUCAUGUUUUGAGGCCAACCAAAACACCUGGAUUCUGCGGCUUGCUCUCAGUCGGAAUGCAUCGUGAGGUACUGAUACCAACUCAGACACCACGUCCCUAUCGAACUGUAGACAGUUUCAAAACUAACAGCAGUGUCAGAGUCGAGGCUGGGGAUGUGGUGGGUCUAGUUGUGAUGUUCAACAAUUCAAGACGCUGCAGGUUGGGUGGAGUAAGCAUCUUGAAGGCCAGGGAGCCCAGUGAUCCUGGUCUGGUCUACCUAGCUAGGCCAGCCUCACAGGAAGAGCUAACAACAGAUGAGUGGAGACUGGAGACCUUGACUGGGUUUGGUUGUGAUGAUUGCUCAUCCGAUGGUAGGACUCACUCUAGGACCAGAACAAGGACAACUGACAGUGAUAGAGAAGAGAGGCUCCCUCCAGGUACACGAACUAGGCCAAGCACUUCGAGUGAAGAGGGACGUCUGACGAGCCCUAGGACAGGUACACCAAGGCCUAGGCCAAGCACUUCGAGUGAAGAGGGACGUCCGACGAGCCCUAGGACAGGUAUAUACACCAAUACAUUACACAUCACCAGUUUUUGAAUAUCUAUUCUGCUACUACAUACACAGGUACACCAACUAGGUCACACACGUCUUCACUUUCUACCCAAGAAGAUAGCACAUCAAGUGAAGAGGGACGUCCGACGAGACCUAGAACUCCGAGAAUGACAACAACCCAACCCACAAUGAAUUCAAGGUCUAUGGUGGAGCACCCCUGAUCAACACCAUUGUUGACCAUGUUUUUCAAAACCAGUGGUGGAGACAGCAGCUCCCAGUGAGGGAGGUACAGAUACGGAGAUAGGGUCUGGAGAGCUGCAGGAACAGGGGACAGACGAUGCAGCAGAUCUCAGCGGCAUAAUGAUCCCCACUGGACUGGUACUGGGGCUCCUGCUAGUGGUGACUGUGGGGGUGGUGGCUGUAGGAGGCUGCCUUUGCUACCGAGCAAGACAGACACACAAACAAGGUUUCGACACGAGCACUAACAAAGCCUACACUGCAUCAUCCGCCACUUCACCACCGCCCAACAUGAAGGAGGAACAAACACUAGUUGGCAGAAAACCACCAGUAAAGCCACGCCCUCGUUACUCCAUGAACGACAACACCGCCUACGGGACCACUCCAGAAGAAUGGAGUAUACCCCAACAAUACUCCACACCCCAUUACAUCACUGCGACAGAGAUGGGCCUGCCCCCAAAGAUGGUACUCGGUGAUUACGAGGACAAGACCAAUGACAACAUCUAUAUCGUGGACGGAAAGAUUUACGAAAUGCCUUCUGAGGUGUAACAGUUCUUGCAUGCAGCACUGAGCACAAAAACAUUAUGACUACUUGAGCAUAAGUAUCACACUUAGCACCUUGCCCUAGUUAGCCAUGCAAAUAUCUCCUUCUCUGAAUGACAUGUGUGUGAGUACAAAUGAAUUGAUCAAACUACUAGAAUGCAUUUUUGGCGAGGA